This is a messenger RNA of Purpureocillium takamizusanense, 1206 nucleotides long. RefSeq lists its product as uncharacterized. The coding region runs from base 1 to 1206 and encodes 401 amino acids. The transcript has a single exon. NCBI's taxonomy places the organism in Eukaryota, Fungi, Ascomycota, Sordariomycetes, Hypocreales, Ophiocordycipitaceae. The record is from RefSeq and is a predicted model, not a curated record.
AUGCUUCAAUUAAGCUCGGACGUCACCUUCAACUAUGAGGUCCUGCGGGUGCUGGCCGUCUCCUCUUACCAAGGUGCCGAUGUUAGUGAAGUCCUAGAUGCUGCUGGCCAAAUCCGCCCUGGCGACUUUGAGAGCUGGUACAAGCAGUUUUCCAAAGCUGCCGAGCGCGUCCACGGCAUCGCCAAGGCUGUCGACUCGUGCAAGCACCCCGUCUCCGCGAGGAACGCCCUUUUCCGUGAGGCAACGUACUGGCGCUCCGCCGACUUCUUCCUUCACGGAAACUGGACGGACCCGCGCAUCAACGAGCUGUGGGUGAAGCAUCUCGCGGCUUUCAACAAGGCCAUCGCACUCCUCCCCGUCCCCGGCCAACGCGUGACGCUCCAGGGCGACGGGUUCAAGAUCCCGGCAAUCUUCUAUGGCAGUGGUAGCAAAGAGCCCCGGCCGACAGUCAUCAUGUGCAACGGCUACGACGGCGCGCAGGAGGAGCUGUACCACGUCAUGGUCGAGGCUGUGCUACAGCGUGGCAUGAAUGCCAUCACGUUUGAAGGCCCCGGUCAACCCACCGUGCGCCGCGAGCAGAACCUGGGCUUCAUCCCGGAAUGGGAGAAGGUCGUCACACCGGUCGUCGACUACGCUCUGGGCCGCAAGGAAGUUGACGCCAAGUCCAUUGCACUGAUGGGAUACUCGUUUGGCGGGUAUCUUGCCCCCCGCGCCGCCGCGUUCGAACACCGCCUCGCCGCCGUCAUCGCCAUCGACGGCCUCUACAACUUUGGUGAGGUCAUGCUGCACCAGGUUGGCCCUGAGCUUACCGAGCUCUGGCGCCAAGGCAACUACACCGUCGUCGACGAGACCAUCAAGGGUCUGCUGGCGAACCCAAAGACGCCGACGCCUGUCCGCUGGGGCAUCGGCCAGGGGCUCUGGUCGUUCAACACGCCGUCGCCGUCCGAGUGGCUGAACAAGACGCAGGCCUACACUCUGGACUCGGUGGUCGACAAGAUCCGCUGUCCGGUGUUUGUGGGCGAUGCCGAGAACGAGUCCUUUUUUCCCGGCGAGGCGAAGCGACUGGCUGACAAGCUGGGCAGUCGUGCGACGCACCACCUCUUUACGGCUGAGGACGGGGCGGGUGAGCACUGCCAGGUCGGUGCGACACAGCUGAUGAAUCAGGUUUCACUGGAUUGGCUUCAGGACGUCGGCUUCCGCCGCUGA